This is a messenger RNA of Dermacentor andersoni, 2721 nucleotides long. RefSeq lists its product as uncharacterized. Gene Ontology annotation, cellular component: plasma membrane. Lineage: Eukaryota; Metazoa; Arthropoda; Arachnida; Ixodida; Ixodidae. Gene Ontology annotation, biological process: protein processing. The record is from RefSeq and is a predicted model, not a curated record. Gene Ontology annotation, molecular function: metalloendopeptidase activity.
CCGCAGCCGAAGAUACCGACCAAGGCGGCGUCCUGGCGACGGGCACUUUGGGAACUGCGGCUGCCGGCGCAACAGCAGCUGCAGUACCUGGACAAGACCAUGCAGCCCAAGGAAGGGACGCUGCAAACGUUCUCCCUCUCCUCCAAAAGAGACUCUCCAGUGCCACCGGGCCUCUCCACUUAGGAUCGGCUGCCACGAAACAGCUAGUACCGCCAGGUCGGACUCCAAGCACUGGGAAUACUACCUUCCCGUUUCACGACCGUAGAAGCCGAUCCCUAAUGGCACCGACUAGCACGGUCACCCGCAGAAACCAUGCACCACCGAAGACUGAACACUUCGUCGGCAUACUCUCUUGCGUCCUACUGGCGUUGGUGCUGGUCGUCGGGAUCGUCAGGAUCGCAUUGUCCCCUUCGGCCGCAGCCACGAAGCUCUGCGUGACUGACGCCUGCCAAGCGUAUUCCUUCCAACUCAUCUCGUCCAUCAACCGAUCAGUGGACCCGUGCGUCCACUUCACUCGCUUCGUCUGCGACGGCUGGCAGGGGCACCAUAACAUGGACGUCUGGGAAAUACGCUUUCUGCGCUUCAUCAACCGCCUGGAUGCCAGGCUGAAAAGCAUCGACGUCCCUGCAGCAGGACAGAACGAAGAACAGCGGGCGGCCGCCGUGUACCGCAGCUGCGACAAAGUGUACCGAGGCAAAAGCAACGAGUUGGCCGCAGUCAAAGCCGCACUGGCUCGUGCGGGAAUCGUCUGGCCGCAGCCGUCCCGAGGGGCGGACGCUCUGUUCGCGUUGCUCUACAGUUCCCUAAAGCUGGGCUGGGACGCCGUCGCGAACUUCCGCGUCGCCCCACGUACCGGCGAGGCGGUGGACGAACUGGUCGUCAGUCAAGGUACAUCUUUUGGCCUGCUGCGCGAGUCGUUCGUGCUAGAAAGGGCGACGGCAGUACGGCGGGCCUACUACGAAUAUAUUAGGAGCCAGUUUACCAGCGUCAACGGCACGACAGUCGGCGCCGAGGUGUCAUACGAGUUCGUGUGGGAGAUCGCAGCACCGGCGACGGACGCCCUCGUGCCUUUCUUUGACUUGUCCGAAGUGACGCCUCAACCUGCCGACUGGUUGGCGAACUCAUCUGAUGCGAAUCUCACGGAAGCACGCUGGAUAGAAACCCUGCGCCAAGUCGACAUCAGCCUGCCUGGCGGCUUGAGAAUAUCGGCCGAUAAUCGCGCUUUCCUCGAAACGCUAAUCAGCGUGUGGGAGUACUACGGCGAAGACAAUUUCCACCUGUUCGUCUCGUGGUGCACGGUACAGGUAGCUGCCCUUUAUGCGAACAGGGGCCUCAUCCUCAACUACUACGGCGAGAUUCCCGACAGGGCGAAACUCUACCACAGAGCUUUCUGCGUCAGUAGAGCCGUCUUCUUUUCGCAAGCACUCGUCGCGAGAUACAAUAGCGACGUCCUCAAUAGUAACGCAGCCGUCGUCGCCAAAGGAAUAGCGCUGUCCGUGCGUCUGGCCUUUUCGCAUCGUCUCUCCAACUGGCCUUACUACAACGAAAACGUAACGGUGGUCGCGAACUGGAGCUCGUUGGAGUCUGCCUUCCGCCACAUUGAAUAUGACAAUGAAGGAAGAACUGACGGUGGAGCAAGGGACGACAUACCGGACAUGACCGACUCUUUUGUGGCGAAUUGGCAGCAUUCGGUGCGCUUGAAUACGACACAGCAAACGGUGGAACUGGCGUACGUGAUCUGGCACCUGUGGUCGUACUUCUGGCUUUGGGGAGAUAAUGAUUUUCAAAUGAUGCCGUACAUACUGGCCUUCCCGUUUUUCGACCCGAAUCUACCCACUGUUGUUAACUUCGGAGGCUUCGGAAGCGAAGUGACGACCGCCCUGGGAUCCAUCUCUAUCCGAUACUACCAGGCAUACAGCAAAGCGACUGAUGACCCCUUCAGCUGCUUGAAGCGGGGGCGAUUGGGUAGGGAAGAAUACUCCGACGCGUCCAUGAACAGCGUGUUCGGCUUCAGGGCCCUUGUGGACGCUUACAGACGAGCUCCUCCCACUACUUUAGCCCUCAAGCAACUCGAGCAGUACAGUGACAUGCAACUUCUCUUCAUAUCGUCGUGUUUCAUUACGUGUCCGGGACGUGGCAGAGGACAACGAAAUCAAUGUGAUUCACUCGCACAGUACGUUCCCGAGUUUGCAGUGGCAUUUAAGUGCAGCCGGGGGACCAUCGUAAACUCUUCUGAACACUGUCAAUUGCUCUAGAGACCUGUUCGCACCAAAAUGUGUUUGAUGUACUUACUUUAUGGCUGUGAUACUCACGUGACGAUAAAUUUUGUGUCGAACACUUUCGGCUUGUCAAUUCUCUUUGUAACAGGGCCUCUAGGUGAUCGCUUGGCACCGGAACCCCGUGCACCUUCUGAAUUUGCAUUCAUUGCGAAGUAGCAGUCUUGCCUAUUCGCACUCCUGGGAAAAUUGUACUUUUGUUCUCUGACUUCUUAUUGUUCUGUGAAGCAAGAGUGAAAAUGGGAGAUUGGGGACCCUUACUUUCUUUUUUCGGUGACAUCAAGUGCAGCUUCCUUCAGAACUACAGAGAACAUGUGCUUUAUGCUUAGCAAUGCCUGCUUUCUGUGUAUUUCUUUUGAGUAGAUUUUUUUACCAUGCGUGAGCAUGCUCUCGUCUUGGUGUUCGGUAAUUUAAUGUGGUGCGUUGACAAAAUUAAAAUUGGGUG